Pyricularia oryzae 70-15 is the source of this 1159-nucleotide messenger RNA. Its product is annotated as haloacid dehalogenase. The transcript is spliced from 2 exons. NCBI's taxonomy places the organism in Eukaryota, Fungi, Ascomycota, Sordariomycetes, Magnaporthales, Pyriculariaceae. The coding region runs from base 234 to 1016 and encodes 260 amino acids. The record is from RefSeq and is a predicted model, not a curated record. Gene Ontology annotation, molecular function: hydrolase activity, acting on halide bonds, in C-halide compounds.
CCCGCUGCUACCUACAACGUGAAAAGCCCCAGUGGACCUAGCUCCUGCUGCACAAGCUCUUGACGAUAACUUUAGAUACCUUAGCUUACACUGAUAGGUUAAGCUUGUAUGCAGGUACUCUUUCUUCUGAACUUUUACUGAUGAAAAGGCAAUUACUCGCCCAACGAAAGAGAGAAAAAAAAACGCACCAAACACAUUAAAAAUAAACAAAAAACGCAAAACGAGCAAACGCGAUGCCAAAUAUAAGCAUAGCCUUUGAUCUAUACGGCACUCUGCUGUCGACAGAUGCCAUCUCGGACCAGGUGGCCGAGAUGUGUGGCGAUGAAACAAAAGCCAAGCAAAUCACGAGCCUCUGGAGGAGAUACCAGCUCGAAUACAGCUGGAGGAUCACAGCAAUGGGAAUAUACCGCCCCUUUGCCGACAUCACCGAAGCGGCCCUCAAGCAUGCCGCCGCCGAGGCCGGCGUGCCCCUGAGCACGGAGGCCGUGGCCGCGCUGCAGCGCAGCUACGACGCGCUGUCCGUCUACGGCGACGUGGAGCAGGGCCUGCGGCAGCUCGAGUCGGAGCGGCGCGAGGGCGGCCGCGACGUGCGCUGCUUCAUCUUCAGCAACGGCACCGCGGCCGCCGUGAGCGCGAGCGUCGCCAGCUCGCCCACGCUGUCGCGCUACGCGGCCGUCUUUGAGAAGCCGCCGCUCAGCGUCGAGGCCGUGGGCGCCUUCAAGCCCGCCAGCGCCGUCUACGACCACCUCGUCGCCGAGGCCACGGCGAGCAGGAGCGGCAGCGGUGGGAGCGGAGGCGACGGUGCGGUCGGUGUCGAUGAUGUGUGGCUGGUCACGGCGAACCCGUUUGAUGUUGUUGGUGCCAGGGCCAGCGGCAUCAAGGUGGUGUGGAUUGACAGGGCGGGCACGGGGUGGAUCGACCGGCUCGGGGAGGUGAUUGGGACGGAUAUCGGGCCUACGCAUAUCGAGGCUGGGGUGCACGAGGCUGUUUUGAGGAUUCUUUACAGUUAUGUGUAACAAGGAACUCGAGGCUCUUUUUCAGGGUCUGUGGAAUCAUAUCUACUAUAAAAUUACUGCGAUAAAGUGUAAAGUGAAAAGUGUGAUGUCAGUCUCUCUGAGCAGCAAACACAAAAACAUGUGUCUUCUACCACAGUCUUUCC